UCGGCCCUUCUGCCGUGAAAAAGGAAGAUGAGAAGCAGCGGCGGUCCGCCGACACCGAACCGAACCUGAACCGAGUCUGACUUCCAGCGGAAUGGCGGCAGAGCGGUUGCUGACGGACCGGAGGCCGAGCUCAGCUGCUGUUCUCCGGCCUUGAACCCGCCACGACCGCCGCUGGAGCUGCGGAGCCCGGAGGAGCGGCGGGUGGAGCUGCAGCCUGCCGGGCCGAGCCGUGCCGAGCCGAGCCGAGCUGCCGUCAUCUCUCGACCCGCUAACGAUGCUCAGCUAGCUGCAGGACCGAAGCCUCGACUGCACCGCACCCCGAAACCAGACGCGAUCUCUCCCUGUGCCCCCUUCAGUGUCCCUGCAGGCUGCAGCAUGGAGCGCUCCGGCAGCAUCCAGCUGGACAUCCCGGACUUCAGUAACUCAGUUCUGUCUCACCUGAACCAGCUGCGCGUUCAGGGCCGUCUCUGCGACAUCGUGGUCAACGUGCAGGGCCAGAGCUUCCGGGCACACAAGGUGGUCCUUGCCGCUAGCUCGCCAUAUUUCCGGGACCACAUGUCCCUGAGCCAGAUGAGCACCGUGUCGCUGACGGUGAUCCGCAACCCGACGGUGUUUGAGCAGCUGCUGUCCUUCUGCUACACCGGCCGCCUCUGCCUGCAGCUCGCCGACAUCAUCAGCUACCUGACGGCCGCCAGCUUCCUGCAGAUGCAGCACAUCAUUGACCGCUGCACCCAGAUCCUGGAGGGCAUCCACCUGAAGAUCAGCCUGGCUGACAUGGAUGAGGAGCCCACGGAGGAGGCACGGGGCUCCAGGAGCAACAGGACCCUGGAGGCUGUGGUGCGAGGAGGCGGCCACCAUGGCGGCCUGCGGCUCCUUGGCCCACGGGGGGGCACAGAGGCGUGUGAAGCAGUCAGCCCCGCCGAGGAGCCCCUCAGCCCGCCGCCAACGGUGGAGCACAGCGGGCUGGAGGGGUCUGGGGCCGCCACCAGCAGGGCCAACAAAGAACCAAUCCUUCGCAUCAACCGGGCCGGUCAGUGGUAUGUGGAGACGAGCAGCGAGCCGGAGAGGACCGGCAGUGCUGAGGAGGGCAGCGGUCUGGACCGAGUGAGGAUCAAGACGGAGAGGAUGGAGGAGUGGAUUGGAGCAGGAGAGAACCAGGAGGAGGGGGGGCCGGUGGAGGAGGGUACCACGGUGAUGAUCGACACGUCGGGACGCAGCACGUUGGUGACCGGGCCGGUGGGAGCCCUGGGGGGCCGGAGUGCCCAACCGUCCUCCAGCUUCAGUGAGACCGACAGGUUCAGUCCCACCGGCAGCGUCGUCGUCCUGGCAGAACGUCAGAGAGCGAAGAGCGAGUCUCCCAGCAGGGCGGACGAGCUGCGACAACCCAGUUCUCAGGGGGAGGAGCACGCAGCUUUUGAUAUGGGUGGCUAUGAGGACUACCUGAGGGAGCAGGUAGGAGACCGCUGGUUCCGCUACAACCCCCGGCUCACCUGCAUCUACUGCUGCAAGUCCUUCAACCAGAAAGGCAGCCUGGACCGCCACAUGCGCCUGCACAUGGGCAUCACGCCGUUUGUCUGCCGCAUCUGCGGGAAGAAGUACACCCGCAAGGACCAGCUGGAGUACCACAUCCGCAAGCACACCGGCAACAAGCCCUUCCACUGCCACGUCUGCGGCAAGAGCUUCCCCUUCCAGGCCAUCCUCAACCAGCACUUCCGCAAAAACCACCCGGGCUGCGCCCCCCAGGAGGCCCACAGCGCCUCCCCAGAGACCACCACCGCCUCCGUCACGUCCAGGGGAGGGCCGAGCGACGAGGCCUCCCCCAGCCAGGAGGAGCCAGAGGCCGGGGGCGGCGGCGGCGGCGGAGGUCAGUACAGCGAGGGUCCCCAGGCCUCGGUCUCCACCACGGGGCCCGACUGACCCUGAGAAGGGACAGGUAGGGUGGAGGUUGGGGUGGGGGUGACGGACGUGGAGGUCCGUCUGAUACUGUUGCACCUGAAGCCAACAGGACUGAACCUGCUCAAGUGACGGACUCUGAGUCUGAACUGAGAUUUUUUCGCUUUAAACCGCAUCUACCUUCACUAACCAAACGGAACAGAUUAAGCUAAAAUGAAGAAACGCCACACACUCCAACAACCUCAUACACCACACGAUGCAGUGGUCCUCGUUUGCCUCCGUCUACUUUAUGUUACAGAUUUCUACUUUUAUAUUACAGGUAUUACAGGUUCACAAUGCAGCGUCACGGCAGUCUGUCUGGUGGAAACUUUGCCAAACUACUCAGUGCCAGUUAACAGUUCAGAUCCUUCGUAUUUGCCUUGAGACAAUCCGGAGCGGCGAGGUUCAUGAAGUAAUCCGCGCUCUUCAGUGCCAAAGUGGCACGAAAAGAUUUAGUUGCACAAAAAGGUUCAAUGAGAAAAGUUGGACAGUUCAGGUCCAGUGUGAUCAGAGUUCCUCGUCUUCUUCUCUGCUGACGUGAGAAGAAGUUUGCAUAAAGUUUAGAGGACGACCUUUUUAGCACGGACGAAGGUGUCGCGCUGCUCAUCUUCACAUCCUGGUCUUCAUCCUCACGUACAGAUUAUGAGCUGCCAUUCCUGAUUUGUUUGUCAGGAGUCACCUUCAUGGCUCAUUAGUUUCAAUAUUGAUUAAUCUGCCGGGGAGUCCGUUGAUAAAUAGAUUCAUCAUUUGAUCUAUAAAGUGUAAAAAAACAGACAUCAGAUUGUUAAUGUCUGUCUGUCAAGUGACGACUCGUGAGUACGAAGCGUCUCCGUCAGAAGCCGAGCAGCAGUUUUUAAUCUGAACUCCACAGAAGAAGAGCAUCAGGAAACGCUGCCAGCUCGUUUCACAACGUGUGAAGUUUGUUUCUGAUCUGAAACUGAUCUCUGAUCAUCUGCACGAGUUAAUCUAAACACAGGCUCCGCUGAGCGAACAGAACCAGCUCAGGUGUGUGAACAGGUGCUUCACUGUCAGGGCGGCCUUACAGCACCUCUGACGCCUCUUCACCUGUCACACAAGCCGAGGAAAAUUACCACGUGAUGCGUUUGAAAGAUGUGGGAAUAAACCGAUCUGUUUGUGGAUCUCCAGGCUGGUGCAGGAACAGAACUCUGCUCACACUGGACUUUUUUAAUUUGGCUGUAAAAUGAACAGAAAUUUUUAGAUUAUGGUUGAACCAUCUGGCACCUGACGACUGAACAGACUCACAGCAGGAAAACUGGACCGAGUCCAGACUCAGAUAAGCUACACCGCUCAGUUACCUCUCAUCACUACGCAAUACAGCUGCUGCACCGCACAGCACAGCACCACCGGGGGGCGCUCUGACACACCCACUCAGAGAGCUCCGUCAGUCUUCUCAGAUAUUUUUAUAACAAGCAUGACUUCUUUGUUUUUCUUCGACACCUUUUUGCUCUGACAAUGUGUGCGACGGACGACAGAAGCUUCGUGUCGGAGGACGACGAGGACUUGUGUCGCGACUCGAUCAGUAACUCGUGUUGCCGUUAACGACGCGUUACAUCUGCUUCAUGCUGUGGAGUCAAAACAAACGGCAGCUUCAAUCAGGGAGAACAAACAGGGAAAGAUGGCUAACAAGUCCGUGUCCUCGUCGCCAUGGAGACAGGUCACAGUAACAUUAGCAUACAAGCUAGUUGAUUUCUGUUUUUACGGUUUGACCCUUCUGUCUGGGUCGAACCUCCGACCUUUGCGGUCCAUCUGAGGUGUCUGUUGUUCUGCAGCAUCAUGAUCAGAGAAACUGACCAAUCACAGUGUUUCAUGUCAAAGCUUUGUGACGUGAAGACCAGAAAAACAUGCAGAUGUGAGAAACUAGUUUUUCUGAUACGUUAAUGUUGAGAAAGUCGUUUUUAAAGCAAACUCAGACAGAAAACUGAAAAUAAGACGUGAAGUAAGUCAAUAACAGAACAAGAAGUUCAACACGGGACACGAACCCCCGUCUCCAGGUGUUGGUCCUGUUCUUGACCCGUUCAGCCACCAGGACCUGGUCCAAUGUGGACUUGAUGGUCCUGCAGCAACAUUAAUGAUGAUGUAGGAGCGACAUCAGAUGAACUGAACUAGAAGCCGUCUGUUACUGCAGUCAGUAACGAACCACAGACCGUCAGAACUGACAGUCUGCAGCUGAUGCUCAGAUUAACGAGUUCAUUCAUGUUCCUUAUCUGACCAGCAUGAACCAAACAACAACCAGUUAACAAGCUAACUGAUGUUAGCUUCCUCAUUGCGUCCAGUUGAAAUUUCUUCCCCACCACAGACCUCCUAGUGUGUAGCAGCUAGCUGGCUAAUGUUAGCCUGAUGUCUCUGGUUCAGUGUGCAGACUUCAAGAACUGCAGCGUUCUGAGGACAGAUGCUGAAACUUUUUCGUUUCACACUGACUUCAGUUUAAUCUCUCUCUGUGUAGCCUAGCUUAGCAUGAAAAACAUUGGAAGCCUGUGGAAACUAGUAGCCUAGGUCUGAUGCUGAUAUGUUGACUGGAGCUCUCUGGCUAACGUUAGCAGGCUGUAGCUCUGUCGGUCAGAGAACAGUUUGGACAUGAUGGACAUCGUUCUUCUGCACAUGUGCAGUGGAGGUAACGCGUCUUUGCAUCACACGGUUCUGAUCGGGUAGCGACAGGACGAGGAGCCGGACCGUCAGACCAGAUGGAUGUAGUAGCCAGGCCGUGGAGUUGGACUAAAAAACAACCCUCCAGAGGUCAAAGUUCACCCGCUGAAGGGCGGGAACACGUCGGACCACCUGGCAACCAAAGGAAAGACAACGUGGCCACGUUGGCCCUCCAAAACAACUCGAGCACUUAUCAGAAAGAGACGGGAUCAAAAGCGAACUUUUUCUAAAAGCAGAACAAUGAUGAGCUGCACAUAUUAUCACACAAACAUAUUUAAACUACUAAGAUGUGUUUUGCAUAUGAAUAAUGUCAGUAAGCUAGGAGUUCACUUCAGAUGUAGGCGGGGAGCACACGGAUGGGCUGUUACUGUUUUUCUACAGAGCUGUGAAUCAGAUUCUCAGUGGACGGUUGAUUUUUUUUAUGCAAGUGAAGCCGGCGGUUCGGUCCUCACUCGGCUGGCGGGACUCGACUUCUGCUCCCAGAUCCUGCCGCCGCCGCUGCACUCACUCUUCAGGCUAAACCAGGAACUAUCAGGUAUACAGACUCUUUCUUUAUUCAGUGAAUCAGACGUUUACCUUUCCCUACGUAGCAGAACGCUAACGGCUAAACCUCAGUGCGAGCUACACGCCGCUGAAAAUAACUCACCUGUAAAUAAACUUAGCAGCAGGUAAGAAAUCCUGCGAGUCACUGCAGAGGGCAACAAAAACACAGAACAGGGCUGGGUAAUAUGAAAAAAAUCAGUAAUAGUGACAACUACAAGACCUCUUGCUAACGCACCACGGCCACAGAUGAGGGCUGGUUCGUGAUUGGCUGCAGGUGUCGAUCUUCACCUUCACCUCGUCCUUUAUCUUCAUCACCUGCUCACACAUUCUAAUAUCUGUCGGCACAUCGAGGUAAUAAACACGUCGGACCGAAAGAUCGACAGAAACGUUUCCAGAAAAAGCUCAUUCAGAGUUUGUUCUGCAGAUUUUCACCUCCAGGUUGAAAACGUGUGAAAUGAGAAACUGCCGUGUUUCUGCUCCACGAGGCAACUGAACGUCUGCCGGACGUCCAGAGCUCGUCUCCAUGGUCACGCUGUCUGUCCAUCUGUAGAAACAUGGCGGACAGGGGGGGGGACCUGCUGCCCGAUUAAACACCGAUCAGACCAGAACUAUGAAGAUUCAGUUUCCGGCAGUGGAUCUGAAUCCUGGACUUUUACUGAGGACCUGAACACCAGUUGGUGAAGGUCUCCAGCCCGUGCUGCUCCUCAUGUCACCUGCAGCCAGGUGUGAUGUUGAAGGGCCGGGGGUCAGAGACUUUCAGGGGGGGUGAAGUAGAAAUACUCCUAUGGCCGCUGAUCAGAUUCAUUGAUUAAUUAUUUGUUAAUGUCUGAAGGGCUUCAUCAUUCUUUCAUAUUUAGACUCAAUCUAAAAGCGUCUGAACCAGUCAGACCUGGUCCAGAUGGGAGGUGGUCUCAGAAGGACUGGGUGGGUCCAGUGUGUGUGUGUGUGUGUGUGUGUGUGUGUGUGUAACAUCCUCAAGUCCACUCAUUUCAAACUAUUGAUCUUCUAGUGGUACCAUUAAAACCUCAUAAGUCACGUCAGUCACGUUUUAAAUUUAAACUCCUGCCCUGGUUUAAGUUUAGGACUGACUUUAUGUCAGUUUAAAGAGGAAACAGCUGAUCGCACUCAGAUGACUGACAUGAUCGUUUUCUGUCGGAGGUCUCUGGUCACAGAUUCUGGACUCGGUCUGCAGACUUCCAGCUGCCUCGUGGAUCACUGUUGAGCUGAAAAAAGAAACAUUUUCUGGACUUUGUUUCGUUAACUGACGAAGUGAAAAACUAAAGAGAUGAACAUCGAGACACUUUUUAUUUGAACUGGUUAAACCUGAACCGUCGCCGUGUCGCCGGCUCAGAAACAGACUGAAACUCCUGGCUGCUGAUCGAUUAUGCAACAAACUGCAAGUUAACUUUGUCCACUAAUACCUGAAUGUCACUAAACCAGUCUCGACUGGUCCAGACCGGCUCUCGUCCUCUCUGCGCUGAGGCGUCCGUCUUCUUGUCUUUAAUGGACGGCAAAUCAUUUCAAGUCAGUUAAAGUUAAGAGAGAGCUGCUUCCAGAUCAGCCGGUCUGGUCCGAUCCGGUUCAAGGACAAAACUAGGAGAGUCGGAUCAGAGCUGCGUUCAGGACUGACUCUACAGGAAGGAGUCUGAACUCUGAACCUUUCCAACCAAAGACUCAUUUCAGCAAACAGAAAGCUGAGACGUAGAUAUUGAUCCGUCUGAUCAGACCAGAAACUUUUCAUGAACGACAGGAAAAUCUAAUUUCUCUGCAGAGAAUCUGAAAACCUCGUUCAGUUUGAAAACAGCUUUCUUAAAGUUCAGCUUCAGAUUAAUCAGAUGAACGUUCACGCCGACGUGUUUCAAGACUUUAAAGUUUAGAAUUUAAAAAGUUGUUUUGAAUAAAGUUUAAAUGCGUUUGAAAGACGGCGCAGUGGAGGUCAGUCAGCCACGGCUCAGAAUCCGACUUUUCCUCUUCAACGCUUCUUCAGUUUCAUCUUCAAACUGUGAAAACAGCCCAACCUCAUCAUCAUCAUUAUUAUCAUCUUCAUCACCACCCUCUGGUCUUCAUGGUCUCGGGGUCAGUCCAGGCUCCAGAUCCUCUCUGAGCAAACGCUGGUCUUCAGCUUCAGCCUGAAACUUCUGGCUUUCUAUUUUUUUGACUUCUUACUGUGUGACUCAAAUGUUUAAAUAUGAAUAUCCAGUAACCUUGACCACAACAUGCCUAAUUAUGAAUCGAAUCAUUUAGAUAUAUUCACUUCAUGAGAUUACUCUUUACUGUUGAUUCCUCAAAGUAUAUCCUAAUAUAUCGAAGCAGAAAAUGAGUCAGAGAAAAGUUUAGUAAAUUAACUUUUAAUACUGUACAUUUUUUAAGAGGAGGUACUUAAAGUUCUGUAGUGGAAGAACCUGAGAGGUUUAUGUGAAGAUCUUUUUGUUGCAUGUCUCUGUUCUAAAACAUGUUGGU
Chelmon rostratus (copperband butterflyfish) is the source of this 7599-nucleotide messenger RNA. It is a transcript of the gene zbtb37, whose product is annotated as zinc finger and BTB domain containing 37. The coding region runs from base 376 to 1917 and encodes 513 amino acids. The record is from RefSeq and is a predicted model, not a curated record. Lineage: Eukaryota; Metazoa; Chordata; Actinopteri; Chaetodontiformes; Chaetodontidae. The transcript has 4 exons. Gene Ontology annotation, molecular function: DNA-binding transcription factor activity, RNA polymerase II-specific; protein binding; RNA polymerase II cis-regulatory region sequence-specific DNA binding. Gene Ontology annotation, biological process: regulation of transcription by RNA polymerase II.